AGGGGUCAUUCAACCCAUUCGACUUCUCGUCGAGCAGUGAGGCUCGAAGCGUUGUACAUAGACAGCGACUGUCUAAUCUGUGCGGAGGGAACAAUGGCUGCAAUAAGCUGCCGCGGGCUUCUCCACUGUGUCGUGCUCAUCUGGUCUCUCUAUAUUCAUCUGCGACAGGUGGAUGCCAGGAUUUUGCAGGAGACGUUCCUGUAUCAAGUUGAAGUGCAAACCGCAUUCCAAGCCACUGAUGUCGACAAAAACUUUAUCUGCGCAACUCUCGACUGGUGGCCGUCCGAGAAAUGCAGUGCGAACAACGUAUGCCCAUGGGGAGGAGCUGGACUACCGUAUCUGGAUCUUGAGAACCCAAAGUUACUGGAAGCUAUGAAAGAACUGCGACCACUUGUGAGAGCCGGAGGAACACUGGAGAAUAUCGUUGUUUACGAUAUCGGCGGGCAACUUCCAAGCGAGCCUUGCGUUAAUUUCACUGUCAAUGAAGGCGUGUUCUACGGAUUCAGCGGCGGUUGUCUUACAAUGGAGCGAUGGGACGCGCUCAAUGCAUUUUUCAAAAAGACCGGGGUUGAAGUGGUUUUUGGUCUGAAUGCUCUGUAUGGGCGAAAUAAGACGAAAACAACGACUGGAAUGGGAAGUCAGAACGUGACGGGGCCAUGGAAUUGGACAAAUGCAUAUGAGUUGAUGAAGUACACUCGCAAAAAAAACUAUGCAAUAUCAGGAUGGGAGCUAGGAAAUGAGUUGAUGGGGCUUGCUAUUGACGCAAGGGUUAAUCCAUUGCAAUAUUCAAAGGAUCUUCGAAAUCUUGACAGAAUCGUGAGGGAGGUCUAUAAGGGUCAUCACACGCUUCCCUUGGUCAUUGCACCAGAUCUGGUAUACUUGAAUAUAAGUGAUGACCUUAAAAACUUCUUGACGGACUCAGGCCGAGAAGAACUGGACGUACUGACAACACAUUCCUACAAUUUGGGCUCAGGAGAUAGCGCCUCAGAGAUAUUAAUUAGUAACUUACUGAAUCGAACAUUCUUUACAAAGCAAACUGAUACCUACAAGAGUGUAAAUACUCUUCUAAGAGAUCAUCCAGCUAUAAAAGCUUGGAUUGGCGAGUCUGGAGGUGUUUACGGCAGUGGACGCCAUGGAGUCAGCGAUACCUUCAUUGAUGCUUUCUGGUAUCUGGAUGAACUCGGGACUGCAUCAUUGUUCAAUACUAAAGUGUUUUGUAGACAAAGCUUCGUUGGGGGCAACUACGGUUUACUGGAUAGGUCUACGUUCGAACCUAAUCCUGAUUACUACGGAGCCCUGCUUUGGCGCAGACUGAUGGGAGAACGCGUCUUGUUCAUUAACGUUCUUACGUUAGAUUACAUUAGCGCGUACGCUCAUUGUCAAAAGGACAAUAAGGGAGGAGUGACAGUGUUACUUCUGAAUUUCAGCAACACUACAACUGCGAGCUUCAAUUUCAAUUUCCUGGGUUCUAACAAAUUCAGCUUUCGACAUGAAUACCACAUGUCUCCUGCGGAUGGAAAUAUCACCAGCCAGGUCGUUUUGCUCAAUGGUCAGCCUUUGGCAGUUACCUCUGAUGGAAAAAUCCCACGACUUUUGCCAGUGAACAAGGCUCCAUUUGAGCCUAUCUCUCUGAAACCUCUCACAUAUGCGUACAUUGUCUUUCCAGAUGUUCAUGCUUCUGCCUGUGAGAGGUUUUAAUUUGGUACUUCCAGAUACAUUCAGUGUCGGAUUUGUCUGAAGUCGAGAUUUAUAUUUAGCGUAUAUAUUUAUAUAUAAAUAUACAAAAUGUAUAAAAUUGGAACGAUACAGAGAACAUUAGCAUGCCCCCUGCGCAAGGAUGACUCGCACAAAUCGAGAAAU
Molecule: messenger RNA, 1860 nt
Organism: Marchantia polymorpha subsp. ruderalis
Lineage: Eukaryota; Viridiplantae; Streptophyta; Marchantiopsida; Marchantiales; Marchantiaceae
Source: the annotation of a GenBank genome assembly